Botrytis cinerea B05.10 is the source of this 2246-nucleotide messenger RNA. RefSeq lists its product as hypothetical. The coding region runs from base 99 to 2180 and encodes 693 amino acids. The record is from RefSeq and is a predicted model, not a curated record. Lineage: Eukaryota; Fungi; Ascomycota; Leotiomycetes; Helotiales; Sclerotiniaceae. The transcript has 3 exons.
GGAAGAAAAUUCAGCCUCAUGUGUCAAAGUCUGACAUUUCCAUUUAACUGCCAGAAACAACCUUUCGUGAGGAUCAAGACUUCUUUUGGCCCUUCAAAAUGAUCGAAUUAAGUCGGCGCAAGUUAGCCGAUACGCCAAUUGACUACCAAGCACUCGAUGAUAUUACUUUCAACCCAGAGUCGCUCUCGACACCUGUGGGCAGUGAUAAAGACCCUUUGGUGCCAUCAUCAUCACCAUCCGAUAAAUCGGUGGCUGAUGGCGAUGAUAUUUCUUACGCUCAAAGAAAAUCUACACAAAUUACAAGGCCUCCAUCCGCUACCUGGGGAAUUCAUUGGAAGAAACCCUCGUUUAUUGGGUUAAUGUUUUUGGCUGGCUUUAUUCUUUCAUUGGCUCAUCACCUUUACUACAUGUCGCUCAGCGGCGAAAGAACUGGCGACGAGAAAAAACAAGCUUGGCCCACCCGCAUUGGCACCGGGUUUGCCUUUUUAAUUACAUCUUGUUUCAAGGCAACAACGACGGCUGCGUUAGGUCAAUAUAUCUGGACGGUUGUCAAACGCCAACCAUUGAGCAUAAAAAACUUAGAUCAUCUUUUUGCUUUGUCAACGGAUCCAAUAGCCCUGUUCAGUAUCGAGCUAUUAAAAGGGGCAAAACUUGCCAUUUUGUUAGGUGCCAUUACAUGGCUUUUGGGACUUGCAAGCAUUGCACCUGCAGCGACUUUGACAAUCGUUGCAAAGAAUAUCUCCCAAGAAGUGCGUUUGCCAGUUCUUGAUUUUUCCAAAGCCAUUUGGAACAAUUCUGUGGACGGCCAGUACAAUGCAGUCUCAAUCACCAAUACCAUUGCAAUAAAUACAGCUUCGAAUAUCGAUGUGUUAGGGUUAUCUAGGCAAGUGUCCGGAUCUGAAUGGUCAUACACUUUGCAGUUUCAUGGCCCGUCGAUAAAAUGCAACGAACCGAACGGCACCCAGCAGGCCAUAUUCAACAACAUCACCAAGUAUUAUGAACAAAACAACAUUUUCACAUACGAUGAUCAAAAUGAUAAUCGUACAAAUACAACGUUCGGAGUGGGCUCUGGCAGAAUUGUUUACACUUCGUGGAGCUCUUGGUAUGCAGGAGGUACACCAAAUACCGGGUUUCUCCCACCAUCACUAGCAUCAUAUGGGUCCUAUUAUCCUCAACUAUGGAUCCAGACUUCAACCUCGGAAUUGGUUUGUACUGCAGUAAACGCGACGUUCAAUAUCGCAGUAUCGUACAUUGAUGGAGUCCAACAUGUCACUCAGCAAAAUGUCGAGAUCAUUGGACAUUAUGAUCUUUCAUACAUGAACGUUGGUAGUAUAGAAAGCGGUCCUACAAUUACUGAUUCUAAUGGUGUUACAACCGCAACAGCAACUGGCGCAUCGGCAAACGUGCUAUGGAACCAAUAUAUUCCGCAUAUGUAUGCUCUUGGAGCUAUACUUGGCGGGAACAUAACUUUACAAGAUGUCACUCUUGGCAGUAGUCAUAAUGAACAAUACAGCGGCUAUGGAGCAACUAAUAUUCUUGGGACAGGUUUGAUGGCCUGUGAGGAAAUUGCUAGUACCCCAUUCAAGAAUGAAAGUUCAUAUCUUAUCCGCGACCCCUCUUCUACAUUUACCAAUACCUUCACUUCAACAACCCAACCUUGGCUAUGUCGAAAUCAAACCUUGGCGCGUGGUAUUGAAGAUCUAGCAAACAAUAUCACCAUCAGUUAUCUCAGCUCGCCGGAUUUGACGAGUGAUAGCGAUCUGCAGCAAAUCAUCACCUCCAACACAAACAAUUAUUAUGUAUACCAUCCGCUUUGGCUUCUUAUAUCGUAUGGCCUGGCCCUCUUAUUUUCCGUCAUAGCUGUCGCAGUCGGUGUUCACGCUAUACACUCCAAUGGGGUAGUACAUUCAAAUUCCUUUUCGGCUAUUGUUGCUACUACUCGUAACCCAGAAUUGGACAAAUUUUUGGGGAGGUCUUGUUUAGGUGCCGACCCAUUGCGAGAGGAUUCUGAACAACGCAGGCUCAAAUUUGGUCUAGUAUCAGAUGAGGUCAUAACAGGCAAUCUUAAGUCUGCUGAUGGAGAAUCCGAAAGUCAAUGGCAGAUGGAGAAACAUUCUCAUGUUGCAUUUGGGCCUGAACAAAAUGUCGGACAACUAAGGAAAGGAGAGCUGUGUAUUUGAAAUCAAGACUUGUUGAAUUUUUUCAAUACUCGAUUACAUCAAGUAGAUACAUGCAUAUAAAGGCCA